AUGGCUACGGUGAUUGGGAUCAAUGGGCAAUUUCCAGGACCAAUUCUCAAUGUUACUUCAAAUUGGAAUGUUGUUGUCAAUGUCAAAAAUGGCUGUGACGAGCCAUUUCUUCUCACAUGGAAUGGCAUAGAACAUAGGAAGAACUGUUUGCAAGAUGGUGUUUUAGGUACAAAUUGUCCCAUUCCUGCUGGUUGGAAUUGGACAUAUCAGCUUCAGGUCAAACAUCAGAUAGGGAAUUUCUUUUACUUCCCGUCCCUUAGCUUCCAGAGAGCUGCGGGUGGAUAUGGGGAAAUCAUCAUAAACAACAAAGAAGUGAUUCCAGUACCCUUCGGGAUGCCAGAUGGAGAUACAAUCUUCAUUAGUGACUGGAAACAAGAACUAAGGCAGGAUGUUGAAAAAGGAAUCAAUCUUGGAGUUGUUGAUGGUAUCCUCAUUAAUGGAUUGUGUCCCUAUCGCUUUGAUGGGGCAGUUGUUCCAGAUGGUACUACUUACCUGAAAAUAAAUGUUGAACCAAGUGAAUUUUUGAAAUGUAUAUGUUAUACUUAG
This is a messenger RNA of Quercus lobata, 546 nucleotides long. RefSeq names its product monocopper oxidase-like protein SKS1. The record is from RefSeq and is a predicted model, not a curated record. NCBI's taxonomy places the organism in Eukaryota, Viridiplantae, Streptophyta, Magnoliopsida, Fagales, Fagaceae. Gene Ontology annotation, molecular function: copper ion binding; oxidoreductase activity. The coding region runs from base 1 to 546 and encodes 181 amino acids. The transcript is spliced from 4 exons. Gene Ontology annotation, cellular component: plasma membrane.